Messenger RNA from Closterium sp. NIES-65, 975 nucleotides. Lineage: Eukaryota; Viridiplantae; Streptophyta; Zygnematophyceae; Desmidiales; Closteriaceae. The record is from the annotation of a GenBank genome assembly.
AUGAGGCGGAAAAGGGGGAGAAGGAGCCGGAGGGGGGAAGGGGGUGCAGUCAUGUGGUAUGGGGCGGCGGGGGUGGGGAGGGCGCGUGGGGGCGUGGCAGCUGAUGUAAGUGACUGCAGCGAUGUGUAUGAGUUUGUCAAGCGGAUGCGCCCCCUGCUGGACCUCGAAAAGGACGCGGAGGUGGCAUUAGCAGAAGAGGCAGCAUCCACCCGCUCACUGGCGUCAGCGCAGGCCAAGGGGCGCGUGCUGUGCCACCUGCGGUGCAGCGAGGCCCUGCUCACCCUCGCCUCCAACAAGACUGAAAAAGGGACGAGUUGUUCACAGCCAGAGUGCAGCCAUGCACGGGGGGGCAUAACCAUGCAUUCCGCACAUGUGGCGGGGAAAGGGGGGGGGCGAGAGGAUGAGAGUGCUGGGCUGGGGGGCUCGUACCAGGUGGUGGGCGCAGCAGCGGUGAGCAGGUGGUCCUACCAUGCGCCUGCAGGUGGCAUUGGACUAGGCAGCCUUUCUGCUGGACGUGGCAGCAGCAGAGGGGACGUGGCAGCAUCAGAGGGCACGUGGGGCGAGACGCGUCAGCAGCUCGCAGGGCUUUACCGGAAGCAGGGCUGGAAGAAAUGGCCUCCGUUCAUCGCGGGCUACAUGACGUGGCGGUCAUGGAAGAGCGUCGAUGACGUCGACAGCCUUCGCUCAUCCGAGUCGUCUGAGAGCUGUGUCGCGUAUGGCGACGGAAGCUCGGAGUCGGAUGCAGCGAUGUUGUCGGAGCCUCUUGUCCGGUCGGGCCGGGGUAAAAGCAAGAAGAGCAAGACCAUCUGGGCGCACAUCUGGGCCGUGCUCAUGUCAAUCGUCGACAUGGGGUCAGGUCGCUAUCUAUACGCAAUGUGGGCUGCCAAGAAGGAGCAGAAGAAGGAACUGCAACAAACACAGCGGUGUCAGUCCCAGGUGGUUGCUGGGGAUGCUCCUGCAGUUCCCUGCCAAUGA